AUGCGAUUCUCGAUCGCUUUUCUCGUUUUCAUCAUCGCCAGUGUCGCUAGGGGCAGCGCUGAUCAAAACGGCGAUUUAGCCGCCAGCCUCGAUCAACUCAAGAGCCAACUGAGGUCUUUGGGGGAUGCAAUCGCCACGGCGCAGUCGAAACCUUCAGACCCCGAAAGCACAGGCUCCAGCCUUCUGGAGAAGCUGCCCGUGCCACCAGCGAAUGUUGUCAUCCAACUUCUGGCUGGAGUCCCGAAAAGCGUCUAUAGCGAUCUGAUGGACCCUGUCGCGCGGCAGGAUCUCAUGAAAAGCUUCAUCGACGAAGAUUACCCGCAGUGGUACCAUGAUCUUCCCGUGGGAGCCAAAAACUACUUUUCGGAACUUGCUGCCAGUAUGACUGAAGCUGGGAUUUACGACCCGACUAGUCUGGCUGCUGCAGACUCAGCCGAAGCCACUCAUCACGGUCGUGAUGAGCUCUGA
Messenger RNA from Aspergillus terreus NIH2624, 468 nucleotides. RefSeq lists its product as uncharacterized. The coding region runs from base 1 to 468 and encodes 155 amino acids. The transcript has 2 exons. Lineage: Eukaryota; Fungi; Ascomycota; Eurotiomycetes; Eurotiales; Aspergillaceae. The record is from RefSeq and is a predicted model, not a curated record.